Molecule: messenger RNA, 532 nt
Organism: Harpegnathos saltator (Jerdon's jumping ant)
Lineage: Eukaryota; Metazoa; Arthropoda; Insecta; Hymenoptera; Formicidae
Product: cytochrome P450 4C1-like
Exons: 3
Molecular function (GO): heme binding; monooxygenase activity; iron ion binding
Source: RefSeq, a predicted model, not a curated record
GAAAAGGUAUACGAGGAAUUAGUAGAAAUUUAUGGCACGCAAGAUCCAAAAACCGUGCCUGUCAAGUUCGAAGAUUUACAGCAUAUGAAUUACUUGGAACGCGUUAUCAAGGAAACACUGAGACUCUUUCCUGUUGUGCCUAUUAUAGGACGACGACUUGAUGAAAAUUUACAAAUAGGAGAAUAUAUUUUGCCGGAAGGCGCUGAAGUUAUCAUAGGAAUAAUACAUAUGCAUCGAAAUGAAAAGUAUUGGCUAAAUGCAUUGACGUUCGAUCCAGAUCGAUUUCUCCCGGAGAACAUGGAGAAUAUUCAUCCUUAUUGUUACAUACCUUUUAGUAAUGGUCCAAGAAACUGUAUAGGCUCAAGGUAUGGAAUGAUGUCUAUGAAAGUGCUCAUUUCAACUUUAUUACGUACAUUCAUAUUAAAAGUGGACAAAAGGAUGGAAAUAAAUGAAAUAGAGUUGAAGAUAGAAACGAUGUUAGCAUCCCGUAAGCCUUUAAAAGUCAGAAUUGAAAAGAGGAAUUAACGGCACA